Messenger RNA from Acytostelium subglobosum LB1, 1080 nucleotides. RefSeq lists its product as hypothetical. The coding region runs from base 1 to 1080 and encodes 359 amino acids. The record is from RefSeq and is a predicted model, not a curated record. Lineage: Eukaryota; Evosea; Eumycetozoa; Acytosteliales; Acytosteliaceae. The transcript has a single exon.
AUGCUCCCAAAGACACUCGUACAUUUGACUAUCGCCGGCGAUGUGAUCACAGGUAGACUGGACAAUGUGUUACCAGUUGGUCUAAAGACAUUGGACCUCGGACUCUCCAAAUGGAACCAUCCAAUUACCCCAGGAACCCUACCGUCAAAGUUGGAUACAAUCAUCUUUGGCCAAUACUUUAAUCAACCAUUAUCCAGGAGCAAUCUACCAGAGUCACUCACACGACUCGAGUUAAACAUGGCAUUUAAUCAUCCACUGGAUCGUGAUACACUACCUCCAUCACUACUUCAACUUGUAUUCCAAGGCUCAGUCUACCGUCACCCAUUGCCCAACCUCCCAACAACAGUCACAAAACUGUCAAUGCCCAACUAUAACAAUCAUGUGAUAGGAAUGUCUGACACCACCCUCUACUCGCGACCCAACAUAUUUCCUCACCUCAAGGAACUAUUAUUCGCAGAGAUGCCAUACUCUAGUCUUGCGGCAAUCAUCUCUUACUCCUUCCCUUCACUCGAGGAACUCAAGAUUGAAAAGUUCAAAGAGACGCGACCUCUGGAGGAGAAUGACCUUAGCACGCUACCCUCAACACUUCGAUCUCUACACAUUGCACCAAACGGACCGAUCACUUCAUUCGCUCAUACACCAUUGGACAACCUAUUCAUCAAUUGUGGACGAUCCAGGGACACUUUCACUCUAGAGUCUUCACAAAUAUGGCCAUCAUCAUUAUUGUCACUCUCACUCAUUGAUUACAACAUCCCAAUACUACCUGGUGACCUCCCACCAAGCAUAACAUCACUACACAUUCAUGCCUUCCAUUACCAUAUCCAACCAGAGUCAUUGCCUCCAACACUCCGAUCACUCAAUCUAACAUAUUGCACCAACGUUGAUGAAUUCCUUCACCAGAUACCCAAGUCCGUCGUAAAGUUGGAGAGCCAUACAUUCUACAAAGAGUAUUGUUUCAAGCUCCUUCGUAUCUCAGAGACUGUGUUCCUUCGUAUCAAUUACAAUGACAUUACAACAUGUGAGUUCGUCGUUAUUGACAACAUUCGUCGAGCUCAAUUCAUCAAGAACAUUGGACAUUAA